CGAGACCAGCUGGUCCACAGCCACAAUUGUAGUGAAUACUGCAUGACUCUCUCUCCACUCUGGACCUGUUAUAUAACGUAUAAGUCUCAGAGAGUGAGAGAGUGAGAGAGUGAGAGAGAGAGUGGUUUGGCAAAAUCUCCCUUUUAUUCAUAUCUGCCUCGGACCCUCCGAAAGAUUUAUAUAUUACCAAAAAAACAAAAAAAAAAAAAAAAUCCUAAGAAAAAAAACAUUAGCGUUUUUCUGUCUCUGCCACAGCUGUUGAUUUUGUUUCUCCUCCCAUGGUCUCUAUAUACUCUGUUUGUCACAUUCUUCUUGUUCUUCUCUUAGUCUCACAUAUGUGCUAAACAUCCUUCCUUUUUUUUCUUUCUGCUUGCAAGUAUUGUUUUUUAUUUAUUUAUUUAUUGGGUUUUGGGUGGUGGGUUUGAAUGGCCAAUGCAUCUGGGUUCUUUACUCCUUCAGUUCCCAGCUUGAGAAGGAGGAUUCAACCUCCAAUAGGGAUUUUCGGAUCUGGGUCUCGCUCCCCUGAGGGAUUCUCCACGAGGGUAUUUUGUUCCAGCACCACUGAAGGCGCAGACAAGCUUGCUUCUGGUGCUUCCUCUUCUGAAUCUCGGGUACCCAGGCUGGUCAGUCAAGGCUGCAAGUUAGUUGGAUGUGGCUCAGCAGUACCUACUCUGAAGGUUUCCAAUGAUGAUCUUGCAAAAUUAGUUGAUACUUCUGAUGAAUGGAUUUCUGUUCGGACUGGGAUUCGUAAUCGACGAGUUCUAUCAGGCAAAGAAAGCGUGACAACUUUAGCGGUUGAAGCAGCGAGGAAUGCUCUUCAAAUGGCACAAGUUGACCCUGAUGAUGUGGACCUAGUGUUGAUGUGCUCAUCUACACCCGAUGAUCUUUUUGGUAGUGCUCCUCAGAUCCAAAAAGCACUUGGCUGCAAAAGAAAUCCUUUGGCUUAUGAUAUUACAGCUGCAUGUAGCGGAUUUGUUCUGGGUUUAAUAUCAGCUGCUUCUCACAUUAGGGGAGCUGGGUUUCAGAAUGUUCUAGUAAUUGGAGCUGAUGCUCUUUCUCGAUAUGUUGAUUGGACUGAUAGAGGUACCUGUAUUCUCUUUGGAGAUGCUGCCGGUGCUGUAUUAGUGCAGGCUUGCGACAGUGAAGAGGAUGGCUUAUUUGGUUUUGACCUACAUAGUGAUGGUGAUGGCCAAAGACAUCUAAAUGCCCCCAUCAAAGAAAAUGAAAUGGAUAACACAUUGGGAUCUAAUGGUUCAGUGUUAGACUUUCCUCCAAAUCGAUCCUCAUAUUCAUGUAUUCAAAUGAAUGGCAAAGAGGUCUUUCGUUUUGCUGUACGAAGUGUGCCACAGUCAAUUGAGUCUGCCCUUGCAAAGGCUGGUCUCCCUGGGUCCAGUAUCGAUUGGUUACUACUUCAUCAGGCAAAUCAGAGGAUUAUCGAUGCAGUUGCUACACGGUUAGAGGUCCCACCAGAACGAGUCAUAUCAAAUUUAGCAAAUUAUGGUAACACAAGUGCUGCUUCCAUUCCAUUGGCAUUAGAUGAAGCUGUUAGAAGCGGCAGGGUGAAGGUAGGCCAUACUAUAGCAGCUGCAGGCUUCGGGGCAGGCGUUACUUGGGGUUCUGCUAUUCUCAGGUGGGGAUAAAGCUUCACUUAAACGGCCAAUCACCAAUACAGAAGACAAGAUUUUGAUAUGAAGUGCAGUGCAGCUCUCCUCUAAAUCUUGCUUCCCAUUCCAUUUGUAUUACAGAUAUUCUUGGGGGGGGGGAGUUUUUCUAGUGUCACAUUUUCCCUUGUCCCCCCCUUCUGUUUGUUUGUAUUUUGUUAAAUUUUAGCUUUGAUUGACACCCUCAAUAAAUUUGAUUCUUUUCCGUGAA
Quercus lobata is the source of this 1872-nucleotide messenger RNA. Its product is annotated as 3-oxoacyl-[acyl-carrier-protein] synthase 3 A, chloroplastic-like. Gene Ontology annotation, biological process: fatty acid biosynthetic process. The transcript is spliced from 8 exons. Gene Ontology annotation, cellular component: chloroplast. The record is from RefSeq and is a predicted model, not a curated record. Gene Ontology annotation, molecular function: 3-oxoacyl-[acyl-carrier-protein] synthase activity. The coding region runs from base 426 to 1640 and encodes 404 amino acids. Lineage: Eukaryota; Viridiplantae; Streptophyta; Magnoliopsida; Fagales; Fagaceae.